Selaginella moellendorffii is the source of this 1742-nucleotide messenger RNA. RefSeq names its product arsenite resistance protein ArsB. Gene Ontology annotation, biological process: antimonite transmembrane transport; arsenite transport. The record is from RefSeq and is a predicted model, not a curated record. Gene Ontology annotation, molecular function: arsenite transmembrane transporter activity; antiporter activity; antimonite transmembrane transporter activity. Bases 96 to 1589 code for a protein of 497 amino acids. NCBI's taxonomy places the organism in Eukaryota, Viridiplantae, Streptophyta, Lycopodiopsida, Selaginellales, Selaginellaceae. The transcript is spliced from 4 exons. Gene Ontology annotation, cellular component: plasma membrane.
CGCUGACUGCAAGCAAGAAAAAGAAAAGUCAGUCGCAUUGUCACACACAACAUCCAUGUUGCUGUUGUAGCGAUUAAAAUGGAUUUGUGACAGAAAUGGAAUACGAUUAUCGCUUUCGUCACUCACGGCCUGGUGGAUCGGAGCGAUGUGGGCCGCGUUGUUUUGUUUGUCCGGGAGAUGGGAGAGAAACCCAACGAGAAUGUGUUUUUGUGCAUCCUCGCCGCCCCGGGAUGAUCGACGAGAACGAGUACCUGGCAAGCCCCGAAUCCUGGCACGAUUUGGAGGAAAAUCCGGAAGGAUUGGUUGACCAAACCACAAUGUCCGCUGUCGCGCUACUGGCAACGUCCGGCCUACGAUGUCGAUUUGCUAGCGCUGACGAGGAAUCCACUGGCGAUGUUCCUGCUCAUGGCGUGAAAGAGACCAAAGGGCUCGUCACUGCCUAUUGCAAAUGCGACCCACAGGUGCUGACCGAGAGCCCAGAAACUUGGAUCGUGCUCGCUAAUGGAGACAAAGUCUCCUGUGAGAUCUCGAAGAAACCCGAGAAAGAAGAAGCGGUCUAUGCAAAGCUUUCUUUCCUGGACCGCUACCUCUUCGUUUGGAUCCUGGCCGUGAUGGUCUCGGCUGUUCUGGUCGGAUACUACGUCAAGAGCGUCAGAGAUGCGUUCCAAGUCGCAACCAUCGCCUCCGUCUCGCUCCCAAUCGCGGUUGGCCUGUGGGUGAUGAUGUAUCCAGUCCUGUGCAAGGUCCGCUACGAGCUCCUGGGAAAGAUGCUUGCCGGGGGCGCUCUGGUCAAGAGCCUGGCGCUGAGUUUCCUCCUCAACUGGCUGCUAUGCCCGGCGCUCAUGACAGGCCUCGCCUGGGCGACGCUUCCAGACUUGCCAGGAUACAGGAGAGGUGUCAUACUCGUCGGGAUCGCUCGCUGCAUAGCCAUGGUUCUGGUGUGGAACGAUCUCGCAAAGGGUGAUCCGGAGCUCUGUGCCAUCCUCGUAGCUUUCAACUCGCUGCUCCAGAUCAUCCUCUAUGGACCACUCUCGCUCUUCUUCCUCGAGGUCCUCUCGCGGGACACUGGGAUUCACGUUGGGAUGUGGGAAGUCGCCAAGAGUGUGCUUCUGUUCCUGGGAGCUCCACUGGCGGCAGGGAUGAUCACGCGAGCAGUUUUGUGCUCCAGCCUGGGGAAGCGGUGGUAUGAGACUAAGUUCCUGCCAAUCAUCGGGCCCUUCGCGCUGCUGGGUUUGCUCUACACCAUCUUCGUCAUGUUCUCUCUCCAGGCGCACCACAUUGUGGGGAAUCUGGACAAGGUGGCGAGGGUGGCGGUGCCGCUGGCGAUUUACUUUGGAAUCGUGUUUGCCGCGACCGUGGGGCUGUGCCUGCUGAUGAAGGUGUCGUAUGAGCAGUCGGUCACGCAGGCGUUCACGGCGUCGAGCAACAAUUUCGAGCUCGCCAUCGCAGUGGCUGUGGGAGUCUUUGGCAUAGACUCAUCCGAGGCACUGGCUGCGACCAUGGGACCUCUCCUGGAAGUUCCCAUUUUGCUGGCGCUGGUCUACGUGAUGCUCUGGGGCAAAUCCAAAUUCUCAUGGCAGAGGACCUGAGUGUCCGAAUCACCAAAGCUAUCAAUCUUUGGAUUAGUGGCACCCCUGCGCUCUGGGUUCUAUUACAUUGCUUUGUAAUUCAUACCAUAAUGGACUACUCUGAAAAAAAACAAAAACAGAAAUAAGUAAUAUAUUGCUUAGCCAAUUAUGGUU